UCCUAUUUUACUCUGCUAUUCCUCCUUUCCCGGUCUCACCUAUAGCGAAAAAAGAAGGAGGUCUUUCCUCUGCAUUGGAUUCGGAUUGGCGAAGACGGAGAGCUUCUUCUGAGGUCAAACCUCAUUUCUGGUGCCAGCAGGAUGGGCUGCUUCACCAUAAUUAGAGGCAAGAAGAAGAAAAGCCAGUAUUCACGGAACAAGAAGCCAGUUUCUGUAUCGGAAAACAUCGGCACCGCACUUCCUGACCCCGAAGCUUGUGGACCAUGUCUUCAAUCCGCUCCGCCAAGUUUUAGGAAUCUGACAAAACAAGUUCAAUUAUCCACUCGAGCAACAAAUAAUAGAGCCCGGGCACUAUCUGCACCUUCAAGUUUAAUUGUUGCUGAUCAGUAUGUUUCCUCUUCUAUCGAAUUUGAUGACCAAGAAGAAAUGAAGGCUCUUCCUCUCCCAUUGCCAUCUCCAAAGGGUAAUUCUGUGUUGAAGAAUAUGGAUAGCUUCAAAUCGAGCAAGAAUGGUGGCCCUGUUUCAAACUCUGGUCCCCUGCCUCUGCCUCCAUUAGGGGGAGGUGGCCUUCGGAAUUUCACAUAUGAUGAGAUUGCUGCUGCAUGCCAGCAUUUUUCAGCUGAUAGGUGUGUUUCUGGAGGCAUCUCAUCAACCGUCUACAAGGCAACAUUUGGAGAUGAUUCGGUGGGAUCGAAGAAGCUUGAGACUACAGUCACUCGAUUAAUGCCAUCCUCUCAGAAUUUGAAGGAUUUUAUCAGUGCAUUGAACACCAUAGCAUCGCUACAGCAUCCCCAACUUUGUAAGUUGAUUGGCUUCCAUGCACGUGAGGGUUCUGAUCAAAGAAUGUUAGUCUAUGAGAGGCUCUACCAUGGAAGUUUAGACCGGCUGCUCUAUGGGAGAUCCGACGGGCCUACAAUUGACUGGCCUGGAAGGAUGAAGCUGGCCAUUUGUGCUGCACGUGGUCUUGCUUUCUUGCACGAAGAAGGGCCUUUCCAGGCUAUGUUUCAUGAGUUCUCAACUGCAAAUAUACAAGUUGACAAGGAUUUUAGUGCAAAGCUAUCAGGGUAUGGAUCUAUGAACUACAAUCCAGAGCCAGACAUUGUGAAUACCUCAGUGGCCAGUGCAAACCUAUCCGUGGAAACCCUAGAAAAAGGCUUGCUCACCCCCAAGAGCAACGUAUGGAGUUUCGGCAUCGUCCUGCUGGAACUGCUCACCGGGAAGAAGAAUCUGGAUUCUCGCCACCCGAAAGAAGAGCGAAAUAUCGUCAAGUGGAGCAAGCCUUUCCUUGCCGACGAUUGCCGUCUAUCCCUCAUCAUGGACCCUCGAAUCAAAGGUCGGUGCCCGCCAAAAGCUGCUCGCACUGUAGCCGACAUUGCCGUCAAAUGCCUUCAGAAAGAUCCAUCUGAGAGACCUACCAUGAGGAGCAUUGUUGAAGCCCUCACUAACGUCCAAGAUAUGAAGUGCCCUAGCUGUUACCCGCUUCGAGAGCCAUCGAUGGUAGUAAAAAAGCAGAUGUCGAAGUCCUCCAGCCUCAAUGGUCUCAUAGUUCCGGCGCCGGCAAUGUAUUCUUCGCCUUCUCCGCCGUCUUCGAUGAAUCGGCCAUUGAUUUCGCCCAGAGUCUCAGUUACAGUAACGGUGCCUCCAGCAACUUGUGCCUCCACUCUCACUUUUGAGGAAUAUAGGCAAAGUUCUGGCAGGAAGUUACCUUCUCCUUUACCCCGUUGGCCUGGUGGUGUGGAGGGGUUCUAGAUAAUUUCUACUAUAGCUUCGUUUUUUAAUUUUUUGAUUUAUUUUUGUAGCUUCUGAAAUCACGAUUUAAUGUGAUACAUAAUGCUUUAGCUCUGUAAAGCCUCUCUGCUCCUGUAUACCCCGUAGAAGAAUAAUAUGGGUGUAGCAUGAAAAGAUUUGCCUUUUUUUUUUUUGUUUUCUUAAAUGUUUCAAGUAAUUAAAA
Messenger RNA from Phalaenopsis equestris, 1951 nucleotides. RefSeq names its product probable serine/threonine-protein kinase PBL1. Gene Ontology annotation, molecular function: protein kinase activity; ATP binding. The record is from RefSeq and is a predicted model, not a curated record. NCBI's taxonomy places the organism in Eukaryota, Viridiplantae, Streptophyta, Magnoliopsida, Asparagales, Orchidaceae. The transcript has 5 exons. Bases 142 to 1749 code for a protein of 535 amino acids. Gene Ontology annotation, biological process: protein phosphorylation.